Mollisia scopiformis is the source of this 1396-nucleotide messenger RNA. RefSeq lists its product as uncharacterized. Gene Ontology annotation, cellular component: plasma membrane. NCBI's taxonomy places the organism in Eukaryota, Fungi, Ascomycota, Leotiomycetes, Helotiales, Mollisiaceae. The transcript has 2 exons. Gene Ontology annotation, molecular function: acetate transmembrane transporter activity. The record is from RefSeq and is a predicted model, not a curated record. Bases 388 to 1155 code for a protein of 255 amino acids.
UAACAACUACAUCUAUUCGGUGCCUCGUCAAAGCCACUAUGUCCGGCUACCGCGAAAAAUUGGUAACCUUAUCUUUUAUUGAAAUGUACAAAAGGAGGGGAUUCAGAUUGAGGGGUGUACAUCGGAAUUUCCCCUCAAAAUGGAUGUGACAAUAGGCUGUCAGGCUAUACCAGUUUUGAAUAUUGACAUAUCGGGCCGCAGAGCGUGAUAUGUUAUGCCGAAUAGCAUGUUCGCGGGCGUCCGGAUGAAGAGCGACUGCUGGUAUGUAUAUGUGAAGAGUAAUUAUCCCUUCUCCUGUGUGCACAGCAUCGUUCUAACUUUUUCUCUCUUUUGCACUUGAUCACGAAAAAAUCACAAACUGUAAGAGCAAAACGCAAAACUUGCACUAUGGCUGCACAAGACGAGACCCAGGCAUCCGCUGCCGGGUUUCAGGAUAACCAUCACGUCGAUGGAGGGGAGGACCUGAAAGCCCAAUUGCACCGUCACACUGGCACCGUCUCACAAGUCCCUUUUCCUCCUUUCGGAAAGCUUGCCAAUCCAGGUCCAUUAGGACUCAUCGGCUUCGCGCUGACGACCUUUGUUCUGGGCCUCUACCAAUGUGGAGCUGGCCUACCAAACUCCAACCCUGAGGGCGCAGUAGGACCUGACCAAGCCGUCUUCGGGCUCGCCAUCUUGAUGGGCGGCUUCGCCCAGUUCGUAGCUGGCAUCAUGGAAUUCCGCGUCGGCAACACGUUCGGCACCACAGUCCACUGCUGCUACGGCGCCUUCUGGCUCAGCUUCGCCAUGUUCUUGAUCCCAUCUCUCGGCAUCAAAGAUGCGUAUGCCGGUGACGCGCGCGCAUUUUCAUUCGCGCUCGGCAUCUACUUGAUCCUGUGGUGUUUUCUCACGGUCAUGUUCCUCGUUGCGGCGCUGAGGACGAAUUGGACGAUCAUUGCUGUGUUCUUCUUUCUGGUGCUAGCGUUCUUGUUUCUGUCUAUUGCGCAGUUUAUUGCGACGGAACAUCCGCAGGCGAGUAUCAAUGUUAAUAAGGCCGGUGGUGCGUUUACCAUUAUUUGUGCGGCUAUAGCGUUUUAUGCUGGUGGCUCAGGAUUGAUGACUGAAGAGACCACUUUUAUUCGAUUUCCACUUGGGGUUAUUCCCCGGGGGGAGGCUUGAGGGACUGUCUUUCUCUUGCGAUUUCGCAAGAUGGCGAUUACGAGGAUCUGCAUUCGAUUCGAUUGCUUGAUGGAGCUGUUAUUUUUGAGGGUUACAAAUUUCAUGCCUGCAAGAAUCAGGUUGAACUACAAAAUGUUUGGUGUUGAGAUCUUGAUCUCUAUUUGCUUUCUUUAGGCUGUUCGACAUAUCAUCUGCCUACUCAGUGAUGUACAUAACCGUGCCUUAUUCACUUUAUACCGCC